This is a messenger RNA of Symbiodinium sp. CCMP2592, 1449 nucleotides long. NCBI's taxonomy places the organism in Eukaryota, Dinophyceae, Suessiales, Symbiodiniaceae. The record is from the annotation of a GenBank genome assembly.
AUGGCUUCGUCCUCGCAGAACACCGGCCACUCUGGAACGAGACUGGGUCGAAUAGUACAUGCUUGCCUCCUGAGUGGCGAGCUGCUGGUGGUGGAGUUGUCACCGGGAUCCGAUGCAGAGGAAGUCAGGAGCCAAGUCGCUCAGCGCCUAGGGCUCCAUCCCUUUGAGGUGGCGCUGCUUCAGGAUGGGAAGAAGCUGCAGGAUUGUGACCAUGUCCUGGGAGAUGUGUCGGUGCUGGUGCAGCCUUUCCUGUCUCAGGAUGUUAUUGAUGAGCUGAUUCAGAACAUGAGAGCAGCCGGCGUUGCCUUCUCUGAAGGGAUGACGGACGAAGAGGUCCGUCAAGCCGAAGAGAACUGCAAGAUCUGCUUCCCGCCGGACCUGAAGCUGUUCCUGCAGACUGCCAUGCCAGAGGGGCCCGAGUUCCCGAACUGGCGCCGAACGGUUGCGGUCAGUGUGCACGACCAUCACGCUGUGAUGCGGGAUGACAUCCACGCAAGACUGGGAGGUGUACAGAGCUUCUGGUACACGGAGUGGGGGCCGCGCCCGGAGGACAGAACUGAGCGUGCUUCGCUUACGGCAAGGCAUCUGAAGGGGGUGCCGCGGCUCAUUCCUGUCUACCGCCAACACUUUGUGGUGAGUGGCACGCCUGCUGGUCAACCGGUGCUGGGCGUCGCUGAUCCAUCAAGAAUGUGUCUCUUAGCCACCGACCUGGCUGCAUACUUCUCACUGAUCUUCAACUUCCGGCCGGUGCGCCCGUACUUGAACUGCCCGGUGGUGACUGCAACCUUCUGGGGGGAGAUCGAGAAGCAUCUGCACCUGGACCCCAUUGAGCAGCGCCGCUUUGCGGAAGGCUCUGGGUUCCGCUAUCCAGACCGGCCCCAUGUGGUGAUCACCGCAAGUCGAGACAUGGGCCGCACUGCCUCCACGUGGGUCUUCAAUGCCACGCGUCUACUUUUCCGACAGGCCAAAGAGGCCUGCGACUCGUACUGGAUGCGAUGCCUGGACCGUUCCAAAAUUCAGCAUCGCCUGGAGACUGGAGCCCAUGUGGUGAUCAAGACGCACGAGUGGACGGGCGAGAUGUCGAAAGCAGCGUUUGAUGAGGUGUCGCCUAUGUUCACGCACGUGAUCGUCAGCGUGAGACAAGGCUUCGCCGAGGAUCCGGCUUGGAUGAAGGUGGCCACACAUGUUAUUCAUUUCGAAGAGCUGGUGGCCUAUGACAAGGACCACCCGGAGGAUCCCGCAAAGAUCGGGGCAAUCAGUGUGCUGCGGAAGCUCGCCAACCAUUUGGGCCUUUCGUCCCUCACCGAGCACGACCUUCGGUGUGUGGACUACGAUUUGAUGACGUUGCCAAUGCCACGCUUCGGCUGCGACCAAACUACGAAACUCUGGCCUUUCCACGGUCGACGUGGAGGGCGUCCGAUCCCACGACUUGAUCCACGAAGUGAAUGA